AUGACUUGUGCUGAAAGUGAUGCCACUUUGUUACGGAAGUCCUUAAAGGUGGAAGCUAGUACUAAGUAUCCAGAUAAUUGCCACAGAAUACAGACAGAAGAUGCAAGUGCUGAAUUUUAUAAAGGUCUAGAUAGUGAGAGUAAUUUAAAUAGAGGAUUUAUGACAGCUGCUGGAAAGAAUAUUACUGUAUCAGCUACUUCUCUGGACAGAGCAAAGAGUAUGCUGUCAGACAUUUCUGUGAUGAAUGAGGAUGAUUGCAAGAACAUUAUUGUGCAAGUGAGGAGAAGAGAUUUGAAAGAUUCUCCCAUAUAUGAGGAAAAGAACAAAUGCAAUGUGUUUAACAAGCAAUAUAUUAAGAAAGUGCUGGCAGAGCAUAAGGAAGAAGGGAAAAGAGGAAGAAAAGUCUCACUAAUGGUUCGCAAUUUGUCUGAGUCUUUGAAUAAAUUGACUGUACCAGAAACUGUGGGACAGACUGAUCUCAGAGCAGAGAAAUGCUCAGAAGAUAUUUCUGCAGUGCCAGUGCAGGCAGUCAAGAGUUAUUUCAGUUGUGGGUUUCAGACUGCUGCCAGUAAACCUCUUGAAAUAUCUCUUGCAUCCCUCAACGAAGCAGAGGAAAUGUUUGAUGAUGUAAUGGAUACUGUUGCUGAGGGACAUAAUCACACUGCUGUGGCACAGAGAAAAAGGGAGAAUGAACUGUUCAAGAAAUCUCGGCGAAAUGCAGAAACUAUUUUACCAUUGGUUGAGAGGAAUAUUAGUGUGCAUGAUGAAUCUGUGAAAACAUUGGACACUAUGUAUGUGACAGAAAGAAAACUGGGAACAAAUGCAUCACCUGAAAAAACUGAUACAUUCAGUUUUGCUGCUGCUAGUGGUAGAGAUGUUGAAAUUUCACAAAUUUCAUCACAAAAAGUAAAGAACACAUUGGAAGCACCAAGUAAUUUUGUUCCUAAGGAAGCAAAUAGAAUCACCACAGAUGAUAUGUGUUCUUCAAAGAAAAUUUGUGUAACAUUUUCGGAUAAAGUGGAAAAGGCAUUAUUAAAUGAGACAAUAUUAAUCGAGCAAACAUCCAACAUAGAAUCUGAAAAGGAAAUUAAAACUUUUGACAAUAAAGAAAGUUUUGUCCAGUGCAAAAGACUGAACAUGUGUAGUGGUUUUUUUACAGCUGGUGGUAAAAAGGUGGAUGUUUCUGAUGAAAGUCUAAUGAAAGUCCGAAAUCUGUUUUCUGAUAUAACAGAAAAGGUCGAAGAAACUACUUUUACUGUAGGGAAUAUGGAGGAAAGAGAAACAGUUGGUGAGUCCGCUUCUAAGGGACAAGAUGUAAUCUUCCAUGGAAAAGUGCAAAACUUAUCACAAGGCAAGGAUAUGGAAAUAAAGAAAAUAUAUGAGACUAAAUCUAAAAAUGAAGUUCAAAUUCUUGACAAAAAAGAAAGCUCUGUGGAUUACAAAAGUCUGUAUAUAUGUGGUGGUUUUCUAACAGCUGGUGGUAAAAAGGUGGAUGUUACAGAAGAAAGUCUCAAAAGAGUCAGAACUCUUUUUUCUGAUAUAAUAGAAGAUGUUGAAGAAACGACAUUGACUGUGGAGAAUUUGAAGGGAAAAGAAGCAAUUGAGAUGUACACUUAUAAAGGAAGGGAUCAUGUAUCCUCUGGGAAAGUGAGAAAAUCAUCACAAGAGAGGGAUAUGAAAAUCACGAAAAUAUCUGGCACUGAAUCUGGAAAUGAAGUUCAAAUUCUUGACAAGGAAAAAAAUCCUGUAAAUUUCAAAAAACUUAGUAUGUGUGGUGGUUUCAGUACUGCCAGUGGAAAAAAAAUUAAUGUUUCAGAAGAAAGUUUGGCAAGAGUCUCGAAUGUUUUUUCUGAUAUAACAGAAAAUGAAAAUAAUACUUUUACAGUAGGGAAUAUGAAGGUGAAAGAAGCACAUGAAGUGUAUUCUUCCAAGAAGAAAGAUAUAUCUGUUGAGAAAGGGCAAAAGUUGUCACUGAACAAGAAUGUAACAACCAGGAAAAUAUCUGACAGAGAAUUUGAAAAUGAAGUGAAGCUGCUUGACAGAAAAGAAAGUUAUGUAAAUUGUGAAAGAUUGAAUAUGUUUGGUGGUUUUCUUACAGCUGGUGGUAAAAAGGUGGGUGUUUCAGAAGAAAGUUUGGUGAGAGUCAAGAAUCUGUUUUCUGAUAUAACAGACAAUAUUGAAGAAACUAAAUUGACUUUAAUGAAUGUGAAGGAAAAAGAAGCUACUGAGGUGUGCUGUGUCAAGAAGAAACAUGUAAUAUCCCCUGAGAAAGUGAAAAACUCAUCAUUGGAGAAGAAUACAGGACCUAGGAAAAUAUCUGAUGCAGAAUUUGAAAAUGAAGUGAAUCUGCUUGACACAGAAGAGAGUUCUACCAAUUGCAAAAGACUAAAUAUAUGUGGUGGUUUUGUUACAGCUGGUGGUAAAAAGGUGAGUGUUUCAGAAGAAAGUUUGGUGAGAGUAAAGAAUCUGUUUUCUGAUAUAACAGAGAAUGUUCAAGAAACUGCAUUGACAUUAGUAGAUGUGAAGGGAAAAGAAGCAACUGAGAAAUACAGUGUCAAGAAGAAAGAUGCAGUAUGCCUUGAGAAAGUGAAAAACUCAUCACCAGACAAGUGUAUUGGAACUAGGAAAAAAUCUGAAACAGAAUUUGAAAAUGAAGUGAAUCUACUUAACAAGGAAGAGAAUUCUGUCAACUGCAAAAGACUAAAUACAUGUAGUGGUUUUGUUACAGCUGGUGGUAAAAAGGUGGAGAUUUCGGAAGAAAGUCUGGUAAGAGUCAGAAAUCUGUUUUCUGAGUUAACAGAUAAUGCCUUAGAGAAUACACUGACUGCAGAGCAUGUGAAAGGAAAAGAAACAACUGGAAAUCAGUCUCUUAAGAAAAAAGAUGUAUUAUCACAUGAGAUAGUGAAAAAACGACUAUCAGACAGAACUACGGGAAGCAAGAAAAUAUCUGAUUCAGAAUCUGAAAAUGAAGUAAGGCUGUUCGAUAAGAAACAAAGUGUUAUAGGUAAUGAAAGGAUGAAAAUGUAUGGUGGUUUCGUCACAGGUUGUGGUAAAAAAGUGGAGGUCUCUGAAGAGAGUUUGAUGAAAGUAAGAACUCUUUUUGCUGACAUAACAGAUAAUGAGGAAAAUUCAUCUGUGGUUUCAAGGAAUGUAGACAGUUCCCCACAAUGUAUGAAAAAAGCAUGUAUUACAAACUCCGAUUGUCUCCAGAAUGAAUUUGUAGGUAUGGAAACUCAUCUUCAGACAGCGUAUCGGAAGCCUACUGCUACUAGCUCCAAAGAGACAGUAAUGUCAGUAUUAGAUAGAAAAAACUAUGUUUCUGGCACAUCUACUUCAAACAAGCCACAUGGUAAUGCUCUUGCAGAAAAUAUGUUGCAGCACAAUGUGAAGGUUAAUGUAGCUACUAAACUGAGAAUCCAAAAGCAUGAAACCACUUUGACACAGGAAGUUUCAGAAAGUACAGCAGCCCUUCUUCUAGAUGAUGAUUUUAAGAAAGAAUUAGAAGAAUCAGAUUCCUCAUGUUUCUCUGUGUUAACAGAAAGAAGCUGCUCUCCAGAUUUGUCUGUUACUAUGGGAAGUACCACCAGUAUGGACAGAGAGCCAGGGAGUCCAGUUAUUGGGUCAAGGAACAAAUGCAACCGAUCAAAUAAAGUGCUUGUACGCAAGAACACUUCAGCAAAGAGAGCUGAAAGUGUUACAGCAUCAGUGAAGAAGGUAUGUGACCAAUCACAAUCUGAAGAUAAGAAGAAUAAUAUACCACCAUACAUACCGGAGAUAAAUGGUAGACAGAAGAGAUGCAACUCUAUUAAAGAUAACGAGAUGCACAAAAAACAUUGCAAGUCUAAUACAAAUCUGAAUGAAACUGCUGGUCUUGAAAAUGACAGAGAACCAGCCGCUGCGAAGAUCAAAGCGUCUAUCGUCCCAUCACCAGGAAGUUGGUUGCAGCUAAGAAUGACAUGCCCGAAACGGUGUGUUAAGUGGAGAGACUUUUCUGGUGGCAAUGCUCCAUCCCAAUUUACAGAAUCAGAACUUCUUCAGUUUGGAGUGAAGAAAUGUGUAAUAAAUGUGACAUCCAAAACUGCUGAAUUUUUUAAAUUUUCUGCUCAUGAUUUUUACAGGGAAGAAGUCUGUCAAGCUCUUCAAGCUGCGGAUGAUACAUCUUUGGAAUUUGAUUUGGAUGGGUUUGCUGGUGUGCAAGAAGUGGAACGAGCUUUUGUAACUAGUCCUAAUGUGGACAGAUCUCUAAUACCUGCUGGAUGGAUUCAGAACCAUUAUCGCUGGAUUGUCUGGAAAUUGGCUGCAACAGAGAGGAGCUUUCCCCAUAUUUUUGCUUCAAGAUAUCUGACUCCUCGUGUGCUGCUUCUGCAACUGAAGUAUCGCUAUGACCGUGAAAUCGAUAGGUGUCAGCGAUCUGCUUUAAGGAGAAUCAUGGAGCAUGAUGAUGCGCCAGGCAAGCGUAUGGUACUUUGUGUUGCAGAUGUAAUCAAGCAUGAAGAAGCACAGGAAGAAAAUGGAAAAGAUGGAAAUAGACAGUGCUUGAAAAUGUGCAACUAUGAAUUGGAACUGACUGAUGGUUGGUACAGCAUUGGGUGCACUGUUGAUAUGGAAAUGUGUCACUUAAUAGAAGCAGGCCGUGUUGCAGUUGGUACUAAGCUAGUAACCCACAGUGCAGAGCUGGUCAACUGUGAACAGCCUUGUUCACCAUUGGAGGCAGGACCCAAUGUUAGAUUAAAAAUCCAUACAAAUUCAACAAGAAGAGCACGUUGGGAUUGCAGACUUGGGUUCUGUAGACAGCCUGGUCCUUUGCCUGUCUCUCUCAGUUCACUGAAACCUGCUGGUGGUGUCAUCAGUUGUGUUACUGCUGUAAUUGCUCGAGUCUAUCCUGUUGUAUAUAUGGAAAAGGGCCCUGAUGGAAAGGCAGAAUUUUAUUCAGCAAAGCAAGAAGCACUUCGUGCUUCAAAACGAGAGCGACAGUGGCAAGAGCAUAUAGAAAAACUAUACAGCCAGGAACGUGCACAAUUGAGUCAGAUAGAAUGGUUCAGUGCCUGCAGCCAACAGACUAAAAGCAAAGGGAAGAAUAAACAACACGUAACAACUCCUACGCGACAACAGUUAGCUGCUGCUACAAGCACUGAAGACCUUUGCCAGUUACUUUUCAACGCACCUGAUCCAGUGUCACUUCAGUCUUUGCUGACUGAGGAGCAGCAAAAUGCCGUUGCUAACUACCAGCAGAUGCGUCAGCAGCAGUUGUUACAAGAACUGGAGUCAAGAGUUCGCAAGAGAAUAGAAGAUGAAAGAAGUGUGACUUCCUCAUUAGCGCUACUGAAGGUUCGCUGUCUGGAUGCUAAAGACUGUUCUGCUAGGUCAGCAGUUCUUUCCAUUUGGCGCCCUUCAGAAGAUCUCUUAACACUGUUCCAGGAGGGAAGUGCAUUGAAGAUAUUUAGCAUCACUGCCAAUGGAUUAAGGAAUGGAGACUUGCAACUUUCUGCGUGCCGCCAGUCUCGUUAUCAGCCUCAGACUAGUCACCUUCCAGAAGAUUUCCCAGCCAGAUAUGCAACACCAUUGUCUCAGGUGUCAAGUGGCAACCUUCAUGCGACGUUUGGGGAAAUGGACUGUGUUGGAGUUGUUGUACAUGUCGCUCCUCUCUCUGGAAAUUACCAGACAGUCUACCUAGCUGAUGCAGACAUGGAUAUUGUGGGCAUUUCUUUCUGGAAUGGUCUUAAGGGUUCAGGUUGGGAGGAUAUACUUCAGCAGAAGGCUUUAGUGGCUUGUAGUAAUUUACAAAGUCGUGUGGGUGCUGCUGUUCACUGGAUACCCACAACGUAUGCCACAGAAUUUUCAAUUUUCUCGCAACAUCCUCGCCAAAAGCACCUCGUUGAAGCUCUUGACUCACUGAGAAGGAAUCUUAAUAUGGAUAUUGACAAUUUUUCAUAUACUUGUGAAGGAAUUGUUUUGUCAUUCCUAAAUGAGAAUUUUGUGACUCCAGUGAGAAAUGCAUCUCUUAAUGUGAGACAAACAAAACCUUCAACAGCAGAACUAUCACGGCUAAGUAAACCAGCUGUUACACCAGAACUGAGUGAAAAAGUUCAGCGUAGGCUGUUCAAGCUGGAACAGUAUGGCGAACCUCCCAGUCUCUCACCAUUGGCUCUGACCCCACGAAGUCGUGUGCUCAAAAAGAAUUUCCAUGUGCCUCUGAAGACUGAUCAGACAGCAGAGUUAUCUUGUGAUGAUAGUCCUCCAAUGAGCCUUGACUCCGAUGAUACUUAAGUAGUCUUUGAUUAAAAGAAUUAUGUGAUAGUGUGUUUUUUUGUAUAAGGCAGUGUUCAGUGCCAUUGCAAAAGUUCAUUUAUUUUUCAGGGACCUCACAUUGAAAAGAACAUAAUUUUUGUUAUAGUAGAAGAUAAGAUAUUGUUUUAAAGAAACAAAAUGUAAUCUUUUAUCACAGUCAUAUAACAAGCAAGUAAAUUCUUUUUCAUGCUGCUGAAAUAGUGCUACCAUAAAAUUAUGUAUAUUUCUAUAUUUCUUGGUAUCCAAGAAGAUGAGUAUGGCAGAUUGAUAUAUUAUUGUUUUAUGUAUAGUGUAAGAAGUUUAUUUUAAUAGCAUCGCUGAUGCACAGAAAAGUACAAAAAUGUAUGUACCAUUAUUUGAGAAUCACAUAGAACUUAAGAUGACUUCUUUAUGAGGGACCAUGUUGGACAAAGCUCUUCAAGCAGCUAGACAUUUUUUCUAUUCCCUUAUCAUAUAAAAGUCUGUAGCUUUUUAAAGUUCAUGGUGUGUUAACAUCUGUACGAGCUGCUGAAGUUUCAACCCAACUCUACUUAACUGUUCAAGUAAACAAACACAUUUUUGUAUGAAGGAUUUGUUAGACGCUGCUUACGGAAACACAAUGUUCCUAGUAUCAUUAUUUUUUUGUGUAGUUGUGGAUGGUGCUUCUAAUUAAGUUUUAUUGCCCUUUAUUAUAAUCAGGAAUGUAAAAAAUCUUUGUUGUAGCUGUGAAACACUAAUCCAGAGAUACUAUUGUACUGUAUUGAAUAACAUUUGUGUGAUUUUUGAAACCAGAAAACUUUUAAGUAAAGUUGAAACUGAUAGGUUUAUUGUAACUUUUAAUUAUCUGUGAUAUCUUUGCUAGUAGUGUUUUGUCUGUGUAUGUGCAGCUGCACUGAUUGUGAUUUUAAU
Molecule: messenger RNA, 7176 nt
Organism: Schistocerca cancellata (South American locust)
Lineage: Eukaryota; Metazoa; Arthropoda; Insecta; Orthoptera; Acrididae
Product: breast cancer type 2 susceptibility protein-like
Exons: 13
Coding region: 1-6267 (2088 amino acids)
Biological process (GO): double-strand break repair via homologous recombination; regulation of DNA-templated transcription
Cellular component (GO): nucleus
Source: RefSeq, a predicted model, not a curated record